AUGACGACGAGUCGUUUUCUCGCCCUCGUUCUGCUCUCAGCUUUCGCUCUCGCUCAGGAUUGUCAGUUUUCCGAUCAUUUAUUCGAUCCAGAAGAGCUUGGCUCUCUUUUUUUUCUCUAGGUUUUAGAAGGUGUUUGCAAAACUUCGUAUUUGAACUUUGUUCUCAAGUUUCAGCUCCCUCGGGCAAACAGUUUUAAGAAAUUCGCAACUCACCGGCCAGUACUGACAAGUUUGCACACAGUCUGCAAAAAGUUGCAGUUUGCCAUCGGAAAUAAUGAGUUCCACUUUCUCGAAGUAGCAUCCAAAUCAACAAUACCAUUUUUAUAGAACCUGGCUGGAAGGGUAUAGCGAAUAAAAACACCAGGGGACGGUUUUUUAAAAAUAUUUUUUGCUAACUCUUUGAUUUGUUGAUUGGCCAAUGGAGCUAGACCUUCUUGAUGACUGAUGAGGAUUAUUUGAAAAAGAAGCAAAAACUUUAAAAAAAUUUCAGAAGGAAUUAUGGACUAUUUAAUUUACGAUUUUUUUGAUUCAGUGCGAUUGUAAAAACCGAUUACGUGAAAAAAAUGGCAAAAAAAUCUCCGAUGGCACAUGGGAGUCGAACCUUCAUCCUACCGCCUUGCGGUUUCGCGUGCCAUGGAUUUUUUAAAUUUCUUUAUUUCAGAGAAAAUUGAGCGUUCAAAAACUGAUUUUUUUUAAUAUAACUUUUUUUAUAACUUCAUCAAGCUCCAGAAAAUUAUUUCUCCACCAAUUUUUACCUUUUUAAAAAUUUUUCUCAAAUAACGGUUCAAAAUUUUCAAGCCUCAUUCGAACUGGUCGACUCCAACAACAACAAUGUCGUUGAUGAAGCUGAACUUUCAGCUUUCCUCAGGAAAUCUGGAAGAAGAGAUGGAAAAGGUUCAUUUCCCAUCCUAGAAUUGAAAAAAAUGAUCCGAUUCCAGAAAUGAUGGCACGAUUUGACCAAGAUCGCGACGGAGUCCUGGACAUUUCCGAAUUCGUUCCAUUGGUCUACGAUUUGGGAAGACAGCCCGUCGAUCUUGCCUACCAGUUCUUCAAGGUAGAGUCUAUUCGACAAACACUUGAAAAAUGUAGACUUCGGCGAGAUUCAGACUGGAAAAGAGUAGGAAAGGGAAGAUUUGCAGGGGAAAUUCCUGGUUUUGGAAGGAGAUUGCUAUUGAAAGACUGGACAGAGAAAAUUUUUUAGCAAAAAAAUUCAGUUAAAUAGUAUGAAUAACUCAGAAAAUGGACAAGAACGACGACGGCGUCGUCGACAAGACUGAGGUCCAACUUUCCAGAACCGAAAGCGAUGGCAGGUAAAAAUGGAUCGAAGGCAAACAAAAUUUUCUACUUGGCUCUUGCUCAAAAGUUUUUCAUUAAAUAAAAAACCCCCAAUUUUCUUCAAAAAUCGUCAAUUGCCUUCUUUCGAUUCAUGAAUCUUCAAAACCAAACUUAUUCAAAAUAUCAAUCAUCAUUUUAAAAAAAGAAGUAGAGUCUUUUUUCGAAGUUUCUUGCUCCAGAAUCAAAGUUUUGUUUUUCGAGUCUCUCUUUCCAGAAUCAUUGACGGUCUCCUCUCAAUGGCCGACAUCAACGAAGACGGCCAAUUGACCUACGAGGAGUUCAAAUCGCAACUCGGUGGUCAGCAACAAAAGCCAAAGGUCUUUCACUACUCCAAAACCCUUUGUGUACUGAAUCUUGGCCAUUCCAGGCCGACCAAGACCGAGAAGCUGCCCUGCGGCUUUUGUCCUUCAUGGACACCAACGGCGACAAUCGCGUCGACGAAAGCGAAUUGCUUUCCUUUGCCAACAAGUCGCCAGUCCGACAGGUUCCCUACUUCUUUUAUGAUUCACCUUGCGCAAAGUUUGCGACAAGCUGUUUGAAUGUUCCAAUGUAAAGUCGUAGGAAAGCUUGUCUGCGGCAGUAAAGGACAAGGAGAACAUGUUUCACCUUGUCGAUUUCAUACUGACGUAGGAUAGUUUGAUCAGCAACAGUUUUCUUUGCUUGGUAGGAAGGCGAUAAAAAGGCGCGGCUGUUUUUCGAUUUCCCACACUGCCAACAAGUUGAGAAUUUUUGAUUUUCAAUGUAGCGAUGUGGAUUUGGAUCAAAUAUGAACCUAUUAUUUGAAACAUAUAGGUAGACUGUGAAUGACGGAAAAUGAAUUAUCUCACUUUUCUGUUCUCGGAAAUCAAUGUCCCUUUUAGAUAAACUUGAAGAUUUGCUUCUCAAGUAUAGAAAUUUGAACCUUUUUUUAAACUUAAUUUCUCUUAAAAAGGAGAUUCUCAACUUGUUCCUCGCUUGAAUUGAGAAAAAAAACUAAUUUUCUAGGCUUCUUCAAAAAAAGCACCAAGGAUUCCGACAUGGACUCAUAUACUUACCUACUUUAUGUUGGAAAUUCUUCUGACUGGGUUGAAAAUUCGAAUUUUUGAUUGAAAAAUCAAGUCAUAGUUGUUGAUUAAAUCUUGAAAAAAAUGAAAGUUUUUAGAACCGCCAAGAAACGAUGAGAGCCUUCAAAGCUCGUGGAUUUGAACGGCGACGGAUCUCUUUCGAUCGAAGAACUGAUGAGACUUCCCUUCGCCUCCGUUGCUUCCACCAUCCCAAAACUUUAAAAUUUCAUUCUUAA
Caenorhabditis auriculariae is the source of this 2614-nucleotide messenger RNA. The record is from the annotation of a GenBank genome assembly. Lineage: Eukaryota; Metazoa; Nematoda; Chromadorea; Rhabditida; Rhabditidae.